Molecule: messenger RNA, 5225 nt
Organism: Mustela lutreola (European mink)
Lineage: Eukaryota; Metazoa; Chordata; Mammalia; Carnivora; Mustelidae
Gene: NMS
Product: neuromedin S
Exons: 11
Coding region: 4618-5061 (147 amino acids)
Source: RefSeq, a predicted model, not a curated record
ACUUACUUAUUUGACAGGCAGAGAUCACAAGUAGGCGGAGAGGCAGGCAGAGAGAGAGGAGGAAGCAGGCUCCCUGCUGAGCAGAGACCCUGAUGUGGGUCUUGAUCCCAGGAUCCUGGGAUUAUGACCUGAGCCGAAGGUAGAGGCUUUAACCCACUGAGCCACCCACGCGUCCCCAGUGGUGGGUAUUAAAGAGGGUAUGGAUUGCAUGGAGCACUGGGUGUUAUACCCAGACAAUGAAUCAUGGAACACUACAUCAAAAACUAAUGAUGUACUGUUAUGGUGACUAAUAUAACACAAUAAAAAUAAUUAAAAGAAAGUUGCUUUUUCAUAUAUGUAAGUUCAGAAGUUUAAAUAUGAAAUAAUAUAAUAGUGUUUGGAGUUUAUUUUUAUUUUUUUUAAGAUUUUAUUUAUUUAUUUGACAGAGAUCACAAGUAGGCAGAGAAUCAAGCAGGGGGCGGGGGAGAAACAGGCUCCUCGCUGAGCAGAGAGCCCAAUGCAAGACUCAUCCCAGGGCCCUGACAUCUCAACUUGAGCUGAAGGCAGAGGCUUAACCCACUGAGCCACCUAGGCACCCCGAAGUUUAUUAUAUUUUUAAAAUUUAGUUUUACUCAUACAGGUAAUUCACAGAUAGCCAGUGUGAUAAUUCAAAAGUGCAGAUAAUGUAAAAGGUUUAUAUGACCCCCUCACAAUCCCAUUUCUCUAGAGCCACUGCUAUUUGUGUGUCUUUGUGACAUCCUGACCCUUUUUCUUUGUGUUACCAACAUAUGCAUUCGUGGAAUUGCAUGGGCUAUUUUGAAAAACAUGUGUACAGAAGUGGAGAUCUAUAGAUUGCAAAAUUGGCUGUAUACUUUUCAGCUACGUCCAUUGAGAGAUGGAGUUUUUUUUCCCCCACCCCUUGAAUCCAGCUAGCCUUGUGACUUGCUUUCACCAAUAUAAUGCAGUUUUUUUGACCAAUAUAAUAUGAUGUUUUGUUAGUUCCAAACCCAGAGGCUUCAUAGCUUCUACUGUCACUGUCUUGGAACUCAGAAACCAGCAUGGGAACAAACCCGGACUAGCCAUCUGGAGACCAGAAGACCACAUGGAAAGAGGUCCCAGAUGCUCUAGUCUAUCUACCAGAUGAAUAUAAGGGUCUAAGUGAGCCCACCUGAGAUUAGCAGAGCCCUGGCCAAACCGUAAGAAUUACCUAGCUGGGUCCAAUCCAAAUUACUGACCUGCGUAAUUUUGAGCUAAAUAAAUGGUUGUUCUAAACAACUAAGUGUGGAGACUGGUUGUAUUAUGAGCAGAAGCAAACUGAUACUAGACCAUAUAGUAUGUAGUUCUAAUAACUUUUUUUCUUUACUCACUAUGUUACAAAGAGUUUGACUUGUCAAUGCAUAAAGAUCCAUCUUCUUCUUUUUAAGAGUUACAUGAAUUUCUAGAUUUCAUGAAUUUCUGGAUAUUCUACAGUUCAUCAUUUGCUCUAUGCCAGACAUUUAGGUUGUGCCUGCCUCCUUCUCUCCAUCUCCCCUCUAUUACUGUAUUGUAAGUAUCUCUAUAGUUGUUGUAUACUUCCCCUACUCUGUCUUUUCUUGGCUUAUAAGGGUUAUCUUUUUCAUAGACAUUUUAAAAAUAUAAUAAAAUGUAUCACUCUUUUUCUUAAUGGCUUCCCUAUUUUAAAUUUUGCUCAAGAGCAGUUUCCUAACCAUAAAUAUACUCUCUUUCUAAGACAGAAUUUUAUGUAAGUAUCUAUAUGUAUGUGUGGUUGUGUUGGGUUUAAUUCAUUAAUCCUCUGAAAUUUAUUUGACUUUAUAGUGUGAAAUUGUGAAUAUUUUUGUCGACUGGAUGGCCAAAUGUUCUAAACACCAUUUAAGUUUGGAGCCUGGAAGUCCCAGAUGAAGGUGCCAACAAGAUUGUUUUUGAUGAGCCCUCACUCCUCAGCAUACAGACAAUGCCUUCUCACCAUCCUCUCCUCGCCCCUUCUCUGUGUGCGCUUAGAGAGCGAGCUCUGGUAUUUCUCUUCCUCUUCUUACAAAGUCACGAGUUCUCACAGAGUAGUCCCAUCCUUAUGCUUCAUUUUACCUUAAUUAUCUCCUUAAAGGAGAUAUUAAUUAUCUCCUUAAAGGCCAAAUCUCCAAAUACAAUCACACGAGGGAUCAGAGCUUCAACAUACUCCAUUUCUGGGAUAUCAUUAUAAUCCCAUUUCUGAAUUAACAUUAAAAAUAAUAUUUUUAGGGGUGACUGGCCAACUCAGUGGCGACAUAUGUGACUCUUGAUCUUGGGGUUGUGAGUUUGAGCCCCACAUUGAAUGUAAGGAUUACUUAGAAAAAAAAUCUUCUAAAAAAUGGUUUAAAAAAUAAUAUUUUUAUUUUCUAUUGAAUAUCUGAGAAAUAAUGUGGGCAAAAUGUGCAAAAGAAACAAAAUCAAUUUGAUAUAAAUAAGAGCUAUCACAUAGGUUUAUUUGAAAAAGAUAUGUUUGUGCAUAGAGUACCUAGUUCAUGGAAGAGACAGACCAAAAUUAAAAAAUACUUAUUGAUUGACAGUAAAACUGCCACAAACCUUUGUUAUUAUGUGUGUGUUGUGUUUAAAAUGUCCAUAAGUAAUUGUGUUUAAUACCGUACAGAUAAGUGGUUUAUGUUAAAAAAAAAAAACAGUCAUUCAUGUUUUUCUAUUCAUUUAGUAAAGAUUUGCAGUUGCACAGUGGGUGCACCCUCUUCAAUACAAAGACAUCAUCCCUUCCUGGUAUUUGAAGACUUUACGUUAUUCUCCUUGAACUAAAGUGGUAAAUGCUGGAAUAAGGAAAUCUCAGUUUCUUGCUAUCUCAAGGAAAUAGGUGAAAUAUUAUGGUGACACAGUAGUUUAUAAUUCCUACUCCCUUAUGAAUUAGAAAUUUUUGGCAAAAUACCACAUUUUAAGUCACAAACAGUCUACUCUGAGCAACUCCCACUGAAAAUUAUUCUUAAAACUUUCAUUCAUUGAAAAAAAUGAUAUAAGAUGACUUAGGUAAAGGAUUAAUGUGUUUUAAGCACAUUGUAAACUUUCAACAAUUGUUAGUUACCUCCUAAUCCUUAAAAGAGCAAAAAUUAAAGAUACACAUGAUGAUAAAAGGAUACUUGAUAUAUGCCUUAUAUAGGUUACCUUUUCUGCAAGAAAGAAGACUUCAUUAUUUCUCCUUUCUAAUCCAUAUCCAAUCACAAGGAGACUCUUUAAAACUUUUUUAUUAUUGAAGUAGAGUUGACACACAAUAUUAUUUUAGUUUCAGGUAUACAACGUAGUGAAUUGACAGCUUUUUAUCUUACACAAUGUUCACUAUGGUACUAUGGUACCAUCUGUCACCAUAUGACAUUAUUAUAAUAUUAUGUAAUAAAAUUAUAAUAUAUUAUAAUAUUAUUCCCUGUAUUCCUUAUGCUAUACUUUUUAUCCUAUGACUUACUUAUUUUGUAACUGGAAGUUUGUGCCUCUUAAUUCCCUUUUAUUGCUUCACCCUCCUUCCUUCUGGCAACCCCAGGUUGUUCUCUGUAUUUAUGUCUAUCUGUUUCUGGGUUUUGUUGUUGUAACAUAUUUGUUUGUUUUGUUUUAUAGAUUUCACAUAUAAGUGAAAUUAUAUAGUCUUUAUCUGUGUCUAACUUAUUUCACUUAGCAUAAUACCCUAUUGUUAAAAUGUCCAAACCAUGCAAAGUGAUCUAUAGAUUGAGUGAAUUCUCUGUCAAGGGAGGUCUUACUACAAAAAAAUGAGCACAUUGACUAAAAUCCCAGACUUUUACAGACAUGACUGGGCUCAGAUACCCUUAUGUCUAAAUCCCUGCUCUGCAUCCUUUAUGGCUUGGUGACCUUGGCAAGUUCCUUGUUGUCUCUCAUCCUCAAUUUUCCCAUUCAUAAAUUUAGGAUAAUAAUAUAUUCCUUAUGGAUUUUCUAUGAGAAGUACAUGAAAUAACUUAUAUGAAAUCCUAAAUAGGAGCUCAGUAGAUGAAAUAUUAUUAUUACUAAUAAACACUGUCAUAUUUUCUUGCAUACUGAUAUAAUUUGAAAUAUUUAACUUGUUCAUGGAAAUUAGUCUGCCUCAAGGAGUCUAAUUUCCAACCAUGAUUUUUAAAAAAUCUAUGUGAAUGUUUGAAUUUCUUGUAAUAUUAUAUCUAGGACUCCAAAUUUUGUUCUCAGAUGAACCAAAGACUAAAAGAUCCUUUGUUAAUGGUGGAAAAUAAAUAGCUUCUUAGGAAAUAAGACUUCAUCAUGCAAGAGUAUAUAGAUUUAUGUCCAGUUCUUUGAUUAAAAAAAGAGAAAAAGCCUUUCCGGCUUUUUCUCAAACCACUAUAGAAUAACAAUUAUGACUCUCCACUUUUUAUUUUUAUUGCUGGAUUGAAAAAGAUGACUCUGUACAAUGCCUACACCAGGAGGAUAUUAUUCUACAAAUAAGGGCCCAGCGUGACAUUUAUGAGAAAGCCAGGGUCCUUCUGUGCAAAACUGAUUGGUGCUCAGCCAAUGGGCUCCAAGGCAUUGCAAAUAAAGGUACCUUUUCCACUGGGCCUGAUCAGAAGCAGGGCAGAGUGUUGCCUCUGCCUAUGAAACUUCAGGAAAUGCUCCAACUCCUGGCCUAGCAGACUACAUCUGUGGUCAACAAAGAGAAACUGGGCUUUGAAGAUGAAGCACUUUAUUCCUCAAUUCCCUUCCAUCUUGGCCAUCUAUUGCUUCUGCAUGGUACAGAUUCCCUCUUCAGGAUUUCCUCGACCUCUAGCUGAUCCCCCAGAUGGCUUGGAUAUCAUGCAGCUUGAGCGGCUGGCAUAUUGGGCAGCUCUUUCUAGGCAACCUAAGGAUGAUCAAGACAUACACAAAAGGUUUUUAUUUCACUACUCCAGAACUCAGAAGCCAAUACAUCCAGUUAAAAGUGGGUUUCCUCCCGUGCACCCGUUAAUGCGCAUGGCUGCGCAACUCGCCAACCGGAAGGUGAAAAGAUUUCUGCAACAGCGCGAUUCAGGGACUGCUGCAGUGGAUUUCACCAAGAAGGAUCACACUGCCACCUGGGGACGACCAUUUUUCCUUUUCAGGCCAAGGAACGGAAGAAACACUGAAGAUAACACCCAGUAGGACAGUCCGAGAAUUCAGUGGCAAAGAGAAACUGGAUUAGAUAAAGAAAUUGGGCGAUUAUUUUGAACACAUGUCAACUUUCUGUGAGAGAUAAAAGAUAAUUCUCUUGCUCUUUAUUCACUAGAAUAUUCAGUUGUAUAAAAAAUAAAGUAGCAUGGACACAA